This is a messenger RNA of Jatropha curcas, 2056 nucleotides long. RefSeq names its product protein GAMETE CELL DEFECTIVE 1, mitochondrial. NCBI's taxonomy places the organism in Eukaryota, Viridiplantae, Streptophyta, Magnoliopsida, Malpighiales, Euphorbiaceae. The record is from RefSeq and is a predicted model, not a curated record.
GAGCAAAAACACUUGCCCUCUGCUCGGCCGCCCUCUCGUUUGCCCUCAUUCCAGCAUCAAAAGCUUCGAACUUGCGCUCUUCUCUUCUGCUCUCUUUGUUACCUGUUCAGUUUCAUUUGUACAGCCCCACUUGCACUCUCAUUCGUACCGUUAUCAAUCUCUUCUUCGCACGGUUUCUGUUAAAGUCGAGCUCAAUCUCUCCUUUGCAUCACUAAUCGAUCUAAUAGUCAUCAAAUCCCACAAAUUUCAGGGAACAAUUGGAGAGCUUUAUAGAGGAGCUCGUGAGAUUUUUUAUCUCAACCCUGUGCUAAAGGCUUGAAAAAAUAGAACUAUGCAGAACAUUCACCGGCUUAUAUCACGUUUCUCAUCAGCAGCAGUGAGCACAGGCACAGGUACUGCGAGAUUUGUCAAAGAAAAGACAACCUGCAGUUUGGGAAAUGAUAUGAGGGUAUCAAUCAAUGGGAUAGGAGCAUGUCAAGUUAUUUGUAAUCAUCUGUUUUCAGCUAAAUCAGGCGGUGGUGUUGAUGGAAAUGAAGGGAAAGAUUGGGAGAGUGCUUUUGGUGGGACCGGUAAUGACGAUUUAGGUUGGGAUUCUGUUUCAUCUUGGUCGACUGGAUUGACUAAGGACCAUUUUGAUGGAGAAUUCGUGAGUCAGAAAACAGAUUCUAGCUCUACUAUUGGUGGGUUAAAUGCUUCUGAGACUGCUUUGGUUUCUAGUUUACAAGAGAUUGAUGAUAAGAUAAGAGAAUUGGAGGCAGAGAACAAAAGGAGCAAGGCUUUUGUGGACGGAUGGGGCAGGAGGAUGCGUGAGAUGAGUGUAUUGUUGAAGCAAGUAAAGGAGCCUGGUGCAAGGGGAUCUUACUUGAAGGAUUCAGAGAAGGCGGAGAUGUACCGCUUGCAUAAGCAGGACCCUGAAGUGCACACAGUUGAGAGGCUUGCGAAAGAUUUUCGGAUAAUGAGGCAGCGGGUGCACGCCAUUCUUUGGUUGAAGGAACUUGAGGAGGAAGAGGAGAAAAAACUCGGUCAUCCUUUAGAUGACUCCGUAGAGCUCUUGCUUGAUACUUGCCCAGAAUUUUUUAAUUCUCAUGAUCGAGAAUUUCAUGUAGCAUCUCUUCCAUAUAAGCCUGAUUUCAAGGUUAUGCCAGAGGGUUGGGAUGGUACCAUCAAAGACCUGGAUGAAGUCCACUAUGAGAUAUCCAUGAAAGAGGAUGAAAUGCUGUAUCAAGAAUUUGUCCAAAAGAUGAACUUCAACAAAAUGAAAAUGGCAGGACAGGUGAAAUGCCACAAGUAUAGUAGACGACGCCCAUCUGAAGGUUGGAACUUCACAGUGGAGAAAAUGGGACCACGAGGGAAGCGCGGGGGUGGUGGUGGUUGGAAGUUUGUAAGUUUACCCAAUGGGUCCACCCGACCUCUAAAUGAGAUGGAGAAGAUGUAUGUGAGGCGAGAGACUCCUCACCGCAGACGCAAGAUUCUUCCUUGAUGAUCAAGUUUGCACUACUAGACGUCAACUGCUUUUCUCAGUCACCAAAAAGCAAAAAGAUAAAAAAAUAAAACGAAGAUAUCAGAAUUUCUAAUUUUGCUGUAGUUUUCUUGCAUGAUAUCUCACAAUCUUCAUUACCAUUUUUCAACUUUAUUUGCAACACAAUCCAUAUCUGUUGUUGCCAGGACAAUUAGGUAGGUUCUUUUGGACGCAGUUGAGGCUGUAAUUAGUCCGGUUUAAGAUGUUAUAGAUAGUAUUGGAGAACUGUUCUGGGCACCGAUGAAGGUUAUCAAGGAGUUUUCAUAGUUUAGGCUGGGCGCCUUUUAUUUUCAAGUGAGCAAAGCUGCCUUAUUUGUUUGUUAGUCAUUUCUAGCUAGCCUGAAUAUUUACUUGAGUUUUGGCUGUGCGUAACCCUUCUCGUCAGUGCAUUAUCCUAUUUUGUACAUUGAGAUGGUACAUUGAUGCCUUUUCGUGUUUGGUAAUGUAAACGAACUACGGUGGACUAAUAUCAUUUGGGGAGUUUAACAUGCAUGUUUUUGUACUGUUACGAUGUGAGAUAUUACCAUUUUUUAAAAA